AUGACGACGAUGAGCGCUCUCAAAACCCCUCGUUGUUGUUAUUGCGCGUGUUCCUUGAUGAAGAAGAAAAUGAAAAUGUUGCCCUUUUCAUCAUCGUCGCGGAGCAAGAAGAGCUGCACGAUUGGUAGGGGACUGAGUCAUCACCCCACGGGGAAAGAAGCAAAAUCAUCAACAUCAACAUCAUCAUCAUCAUCAUCAUCGAAAGAAGAGGGAAAGACAUUUUGGAUGGAAACUACAUCGAAAGAGUGCAUCUUAGCCGCGUUGGAGUCGGGAUGCGCGUCUGCGUUCAUCGUCAGCGAUGAAGCGAUGCUUGAUAAGUUUAUGAAAUUCACGACACAUCCGGAUGUGGGAGCUGAUGCUGCUCGAACAAGCGGUGAAAAUUUUGACGGAGGAAAAACAAAGACAUCGAUGCUGCGAUGGUUUCGACGAGAAGAAGAAAACACCAAUGCAAACGGGGGAGGAGGAUCGUUGGUGGAAUUUUCGAGCGGCGAAACAAUCGCGUCGAUCGUGACGAUUACAAAUCCAGAGGACGUGUCGCUGGCGGCGAAGCGAACCGGCGUCGUCGUGGUGGAUGUUUCGGAGAACGAUUGGUCGAUUAUUCCCGCGGAAAAUUUAGUCGCCGCGAGUGCGGAACGAGGAGGUGAAGUCGAGUUCAUCGCGUGCGUGAAGACGAGCGAGGAGGCGUUGGAACAGUUGGAAGCGUUGGAAACUGGAGUGAACGGGGUGGUUUUGAAAACGGACGACGUGAAGGAGGUGCGAUUAUUCAGCAAAGUGGUGGAUAAAAUAAAGAAAAGAGGACGAGAGAACGAGCGACUGGAAGUCGCGAAGGUGACGAACGUGAAGAAUUGCGGCACGGGUGAUCGAGCUUGCGUGGAUUGUUCGACAAAUUUUAAACCCGGCGAGGGUUUGCUCGUGGGAAAUUUCGCCAACGGUUUGUUUUUGGUACACUCGGAAUGCAUCAGCGGAGAAGGGUACGUCAAUUCGAGACCGUUUCGAGUAAACGCAGGGGCUGUGCAUUCGUACGUGCAGAUGCCCGACGGACGAACGGGGUACUUAUCGGAAUUGAAAGCCGGCGAGGUUGUUUUAAGGGUGAACGCGGAAGGCGAAACCGAAGAAGCGACGGUUGGACGCGUGAAAAUUGAAAGGAGAAGCAUGGUUCUCGUCGAAGCCGAAAAAGAUGGCGAAACGUAUUCGUGUUUACUUCAAAACGCUGAAACGGUUCGAUUGAUUUGUAACAAUAAAGGCGAGGCGAAAUCGGUCGCGGCUUUGAGAAAAGGCGACGAGGUAUUGAUUAAAAUCGGUAAGCAAGCGAGGCACACGGGAAUUGCCAUAGAUGAAGACACGUGGUGCGAGCGGUAG
Bathycoccus prasinos is the source of this 1359-nucleotide messenger RNA. Its product is annotated as 3-dehydroquinate synthase. The transcript has a single exon. NCBI's taxonomy places the organism in Eukaryota, Viridiplantae, Chlorophyta, Mamiellophyceae, Mamiellales, Bathycoccaceae. The record is from RefSeq and is a predicted model, not a curated record. The coding region runs from base 1 to 1359 and encodes 452 amino acids. Gene Ontology annotation, biological process: aromatic amino acid biosynthetic process. Gene Ontology annotation, molecular function: oxidoreductase activity; 3-dehydroquinate synthase activity.